AUGCCGACAUGUGUAUCAUCACCUUGUUCAGAUACUGCAAUAGAGAACAGUACUUGUUUAUUGGAACGAUAUAUUCCAUUGGAUCCAACCGAAAUUGGUAGACUUACAGCGUCUCAUAGUUAUUCGGAACCUAAACUAGCUGAUACACUAGAAAAAGCAUACCUUUAUGGUGAAGAAGAUAUUGUCAAGACACCGGAUGGAUAUAUCUCGGUGGCUGGCGGCAUUAUUUAUGCAUGUGAUACAGAUGGGUGUAAUCAUCCAAAAAUUGCAGACAGACUUCCUUAUGCUCUGGAAACACAUAUUCCAGACAAUAUCUUAGAUCAAUAUCUGGAUGGUGUAAGUAAUUACCAAUGUUGGGAUUGCGCGAAAUGUGUGAAUGAUACUGUCGGUAUUGAUAAUAUGAGUGGAUGCACAAAACAAUAUUGUUUAACAAACGCAUGUUCGUUAGUUGUUUCCCGUAAUACAAAUAAUCCAACUUGCCCAUAUACCAUGAGAAGUAAGUGCUAUGAUCUUGGGUACCCUCCAAUUCACGUAAACAUGACAUUGGUUUACUACUAUAAUUCCGAUAAAAAAGUUAUUUAUACAAUGGACGUUAUAUGUCAUAAGGAUAACUGUAAUGAUUAUUCAACUUACAAAGCACUUGAGAAUGCUCUUUCGGUUAAUCCCGAUUUAGCAUGUUUGGACAUCGGAGAAUCAACAUUGGCAACAGCAAUGACGGCGGGUACUGGGACAACAAGAACACCGGGUACUGGAACAACAGCAACGGCGGGUACUGGGACAACAAGAACGCCCGGUACUGGAACAACAACGUCAGGUACAAAAAAAAUAAGUCAUUAUACAAACAUGUGGCUUAUUACAUCAAUUUUUGCCCCAAUCCUAUGGAUUAGAAUAAGAGAUUAG
This is a messenger RNA of Didymodactylos carnosus, 900 nucleotides long. NCBI's taxonomy places the organism in Eukaryota, Metazoa, Rotifera, Eurotatoria, Philodinida, Philodinidae. The record is from the annotation of a GenBank genome assembly.